AAGACGCGGAAGAGAGAACUACUUCCUACUCACUUCCGUGUUCGUUUGGCGGUUUUCUCUCAAACGUUGGCCCGGCUUUUACUUUACAGGUCAUCAAGGUACUCGUUAGUAUUAUCGGUGUCGUUGUGUUGCCUAGUGCACUCUAGUAAGACGCGAGGACUUAUUCAGUAAGAGACUACACAACAAAUAACACUCAUUCGUGACAACUCAGGAAGCCAUGGGCAUGCGCAGUGUGACCUCAAUGUUAGGAACUUCAUAACGAUAAGUAUUUAAACCAGACCUUCCCACCUUCAAAAGCCUUCUCAAAACACACCUCUUCAGAUCUGCUUUUAACCUGUGAUUAGUGUUCUGUGUCUUCUAAUGUCCUGUCUUAUAAUUGUCCUGUCUUAUUAUGUAUUUUACAAUGUACUGCUUUUAUAUUUCCUGUAUUUCAUAUUAUUACUUAAAAUUGUUUUAUAUUUUAAUUAUUUUUUUAUUCUGUAAAGCGUCUUUGAGUGCUCAGAAAAGCGCUAUAUCAAAUAAAACGUAUUAUUAUUAUUAUUAUGAUUAUUAUAAACCUGGAUCUGAUUAAAAUAAACACGCCUAUCGCCAAAUCCAUCCAUACAUCCAUUUUUUGGGUUUGCGGGGGAAGUUUACUACAUAUAGUGUAGUAGACGUUAUUAUUUAUUUUUCUUAAUCGUCUAACUCACUACCGCCUUCUAUUGGACGGGAGGUCAUGCGCGUCCAUUGUGUUGCUAGGAGAUGUACUGUACUGUGUAACACACUCCAGUAACAACGUAUUUAAACAUCGAUGCUUUUGACUUUAAAAGUUACAACGGAUUUUCGGACGUUAAUGUGUCAGAAGGAAGAAGGUGCUUCUCACUGGCUGAUAUCUUUCAGAAAGGCAGAGGAGCAAAAAAGCAUGAAUUUGUGCAGAAGACAAAAGGAGAGUUGUGAUAAAGAAAAGAGCUGCCAUGGAUGUUAUACUUUAGACAGAGACUUCCUGCUGCAACUUCAUGAGGUUGGGGAACCAUCUGAACUUUGCACUGUCAACAUCAGUGAGCAGAAGCUGGAUGCUGUCAAGCCAGAAGACCUCAAGGCAUUUGACAACGUCGCCUACGUGGAUGCAUCCAUUAACUCCCUCUCUUUAGGCUCUUUUGGCAGUUUUGUUUCUUUAAAAGAACUCAAUCUGGCUGUGAACGGCCUUUGCAAUGUCACCUUUGAUGCAAUAGACUUUCCUCAUAUUCAGGUUUUGGAUUUGUCCUACAACUGUUUGUCAGCUGAUGAUGUCGUCUCCUUCAGCCGCCUUCCUCUACUGAAAGUUCUUCAUCUGACCGGAAAUGAGCUUUGUUUGUUUCCGCCUCAUUUUGGAUCACAGUAUCAAGACCCUCUCUCAACUUUGCACACUGAAGAUCCUUUUAACGCCCUGGAGGUCCUGAUGCUCGAUGAUAACAAAUUGUCCUCAGAGGUCUUUGGCAGCCUCUCAGCCCUCAAGAGACUGAAGCACUUAAACCUACAAGGUAACCGCAUCACAAAAAUACCAUAUUUGAAUUUGAUGACCGGCUGCUCCAGACUCGCGCGGACCCCCCUUGAAAAAGAAGGAUGUGCCCUUGAUGAACAGAGGAGUUUUAGCACCAUGUCAAAGGAGAGUGACUUCCUGAGAGCGUUACUGUCACCUCUACCAGAGCUCCAGUACCUUGAUUUAUCUCACAACAAGAUUAAGGAGGAGGAGGCGCUGCUGCCUGCAUCUGUUUUCUCAAAGCUUCGAGAAAUCGACAUUCGCUCCAACGCUUUGACCACAAAGAAAAGCGGAAACCUCCCACUGCUGACAUAUUUCCUCCAGGAGAAGAUGGCAAUAACAGUGACAUGUAAAGAUGUCAAGCAUGGACUCCAGAUGCCUGCUUCUAUUCACCAAAAGGUUUUUGAUGGGUUUGUGGUCACGGAGGUGUCACACAAGCCUUUGUUGCUGCAUCAGUGUGGUCCUGCUCGAAUCCAGUUUGAGGAAGGGAAGUUGGCAGUGGGGUCAAAGAGUAACUUCAAAACAUAUGAACACGUCUUUGUCACAAAGGCAAACAACUUCCCUGAAGACGUCCAUACGUCCAUGAGACUCAAAGACAAGACCGCGCCUGAAGGGUUUUCUCCCAGCAGAAAGAAGAAGAUGGACGCGAAAUCAGAUCCUGAUGUGGUGCGGCCCGUUGGAAUCCAAACAGCUGUUCAAAUGCUGGAGCGCACACUGAAGAAUCUUAAUAUUAACAGACUCUCCAAACCAAAACUCAAUAGCAUCCAGACGCCGUACAGACCAAGACUCAAACGGAUCAAGGAACCACCACCUUUGAGACCAAGACAGAGUGAACUACUUGAUGAGAUAAUCAAGGACUUAAGGUGCUGUAAUACUGGAACUGGUUUGAGGAAGAGAGAACACAAGGAGGCACUCAAGCUGCUGAGGGAUUUGGAGACACAACACAAGCUCCUGCACAGGAAAGUAAUGUAACAAAGAAGGAGCCAAGAGUGACUAGGUAAAGUGUUGCUGAAUACAUAUUAUAAUCUGGAAAUAUCAUUAAUAUUAGGCAUACUUUUUUUCUUUAGACCAGUGGCUAAAUGAUUUAUGAAAUUAUUUAAAUAAUAGGUGACUACUGUAAAUGGGAAAAGUCCAAGUUGUUUAGCAGUAACUUAAACUGAUGAUGUCCCUAUGACAUCAUCACGUAUCCUCAGACAGUUUACACAGUCCAUAAACUGACCUGGAUUUUCCUGCCGGUGAUUAUCAGUGACAAGUUGCAAAUGCACCACACAGUUCCAUCUGGUCCACAACACCCUGAACUUUGUGAUCCUGCGAAGUGAAAAUUAUCUACUAAUACAAGCAAAGCUCGAAAAGACAAAUUGCACAAUCUGCAUAUCUUUUAUUAAGUCCAUAUGGCCUCUGGAAGUCUUUCCAGAUGAUUCACAAUUACAGAAUGUAAACCAAAUUUUUGGAUUGGUGCAUUGUUUUGCGUUUGUUUAAUGUUGAAUUGAGUAUAUUGAUGACUACACAUAAAUAUGGGCCAAUAAAAUUAGUUCUAUCAGUGGUUAAUAAAUCAGAUAAUUUUGUUGAAAUUCUUAAAUAUGACGAUUAAUGUGAACUUGUCAACACUGGAUAGAUAAAUGGGCUCAGGCAUUAUUCACCCCGUGAGAGAAAUGUUGGAUAUAAUAAAUAAAUAUAUUUUGUUAAUCCCACGAGGGAAUUUAGGGAUGUAAAAAUGUGACAUAAUAAAUGGUUUUGGCACUCAGUAGCAUAGUUUUUUUAGAUUCACACUCUGAUUUGAGAAACAAUGAAAAAAAGAUGAACACACUCUAAAAGGGAAAAUCAGUUAUAGAUUACAGUACAUAAUAUAAUAGAAGAAUAUACAAAUAAAAUGAUAUAUAUUUUAUUUUUUAAUGUGUUUUAUUUUCUAAUGCACCUUUUUCAUAUACUUGCCAACCCUUCUGUUUUCCUCAGAAAACUUUUGUAUUUUGUCCUUCAGUUCCACCACCUUGAUGUUUGAGUUUUAAUAGUUUCCCACAUGUUCCACUAUUUUAACUAUGAUGGGGGAAAAAAUCCUCUCUGCAUUCUGCCGUAGGAGCACAGCUUCUGGUCUAAGCAACGCUCAGGCCACAUCAGCGUAACACUUUCUCUAACCGCUAGAGUUGGACCUUCGAGAUAAAAGCAUGGCAGUAAUACAACACAGUUGUAGACGGACAGUCAUGAAAAUAAAGCAAAUUCUGGUUUUUCCAUCAGAUUUUUAAACAGUUUUUGGAAAAACUGUAAUCCCCUCACACACCCAAAAAAUAACUUGGAAAGAACAAUUUAUAAUGUUCUCCCAAAAAAUGGAAAUAUCAGAAAUUUCUGCAUUUCCCUUCAUUGCAUAGCUGUCAUUACCAUUUAGAAAAAUAAGCGAACAUUCUGUAAAAUAAGGUACAAUGAGGAAAAUAAAGCAAGUCCUGAUAUUUUCACCAGGUAUUUUGUUUUUUCCCACCAAAAACUGGAAAGAUCAGAAUUUCCAUAAUUUACUUAUUGCAACCUGUUAACAUUUUCAUUUGAAGAUAAUAUACAUUUUCUGGAGAAAAAAAGGACAAUCAAUGAAAAUAAAGAUAAUUCUGGUCUUUCUAGCAGAUUUUUCAACAGUUUUUGGAAAGACUGUAAUUUCCAUAAUUUACAUAUUUUAUUGCAACCUGUCGACUUUUGCAUUUCAAAAUAAGGUAAACUCUCUCGAAAAAAUGGACAAUCAAUGAAAAAAAGGGAAAUGUGGUCAUUCCACCAGAUUUUCAAAGACUGAUCAAAGAAUGGAAU
Nerophis ophidion (straightnose pipefish) is the source of this 4282-nucleotide messenger RNA. It is a transcript of the gene xrra1, whose product is annotated as X-ray radiation resistance associated 1. The transcript has 17 exons. Gene Ontology annotation, molecular function: protein binding. Lineage: Eukaryota; Metazoa; Chordata; Actinopteri; Syngnathiformes; Syngnathidae. Gene Ontology annotation, cellular component: nucleus. The record is from RefSeq and is a predicted model, not a curated record. Bases 791 to 2470 code for a protein of 559 amino acids.